GUUGUAUAACGUUUUUGCAUUAUUCGAGUCAUAAGAAACGAGUGUAUAUUCAAGAACUACAUAGAUGUGAUGAUAUAGUGUAGAGAUAUAAAUACUGAAUUGUUCUUAGGUUAAGCAGUUACGUCAAGAGUGCAUUGUAAGAUUGUUUUAUAUAUUUUAACACGUCUAUUUUCUAUAUUUCUUUCUACAUGUAUAUAAAGCAGCUUAAAUAAGCAGUGUUACGUGUAUGUCAACAGCGUGAUAUAUCAACAUCUUAUAAGCAUUUAAAGGUUUUAGGAUGGCGUUAUCUCGUAUCAGUAACUCUUCCUAUUUAUUGACAACUUUGUCACAAACUUUGCGUACAGUGAAUAUGCCGUUAGACAUGCAGUGUGUACGAUAUGCAGUUGUACAUCAAAAUCGCAUGAAAAAUCUUCAUGUUAGCAGUCUCCGUCGAUAUCCCGACGCUCCUACCUUACCUCUUCCGACAAAUGUGUCUGAAAUAUUUGCGAACGAGACUGGACGAUUUACUCCUGAAAGAGCACGAGAUAUCGCUGCUCCAGUACUAUUAUAUGGCAAGAAUGAUUGCAGAUCAUAUUUUUCCAAACAAUUAACAAAACCAGCGACAUGUUCGAGUAGCUUGGAAAACUGCAGCGACACUCACAUAGAUUCGUACGACUGUUUUGGGGCGGUCAGUUUGAAUAGCACAAUGCAGAGCAAUGUACCGAAACCAUUUUGUUCCAAUGGAAAAUCUACGCAUUUAAACAUGCCGGGCGGUCAGUGGGCCAGAGAUGGAAAAUACAUUGCCGAGGACAUGCAGAAAUCGCAUUAUAGGAGCAUUCGUUUACCUCAAUUGAAACUGGAUAAAAGUGGACUAACAAGUUAUAUCACGACGAACACAAUCUUCCAAACAAUGUACAAACCAAAAUAUAUCUACAUUAUGGAAUAUUCGACGAAACCAUCGCAGCCGGUAAAUAAUGUUUUAAAUACUAACAAUAAUAAGGAUCAAGGCAACGUUACUCGACUAAAUUUAUCCACAAAAUCAAGACUUAGAAAUACAAUAAAGGAUUUUGGAUAUACCUGUUUAGCAUUUCAUAUAGGAAUUUCUCUGUUAUCCUUUGGUGCUUGUUAUACAGCUGUGGAUAGAGGGAUGGAUUUUGCACCAAUUAUCCAGUAUCUAUUCGAUACAAGUGAAGAGAAAACGAAAAAUCUUAUUACUGGUUCAACUUUUGUAGUUGCGUACAGUAUUCACAAAUUAAUGGCACCUAUACGAAUAUCAAUUACAUUAGGGGUAACGCCAUUUCUUGUAUCAUAUUUACGAAAAGUUGGAAUUAUUAAAACUUUACAGAGAACACGGAUACUUAAAAAUAGCAGUUAG
Molecule: messenger RNA, 1354 nt
Organism: Eufriesea mexicana
Lineage: Eukaryota; Metazoa; Arthropoda; Insecta; Hymenoptera; Apidae
Exons: 4
Coding region: 278-1354 (358 amino acids)
Cellular component (GO): mitochondrion
Source: RefSeq, a predicted model, not a curated record